ACCAGGCAGGAGACGGUGGGGUGGAGUACAGGAAGCUGCUGACCCGUAUAUCUGAACAUGGGCGAAAUCUAAACACAACCUGGCAUAAAUCACAACUUCUUUCUUUCUUCCCUGUUUACGAACCAAAGGCUGCGGAGAUCUGUGGUAUUUUUAUUCUGGAUUGAUUGAAAGACAAACGGACAGAAGAUGUCUCGGGGAGUGAUCCAGCCCAGCCAGCAGAAACUGGCAGAGAAGCUCACCAUCCUCAACGACAGAGGCAUCGGGAUGUUGACCCGUGUUUACAAUAUCAAAAAGCAAGGACAAGUUUGGAAGGCAUGUGGCGAUCCCAAGGCUAAGCCCUCCUAUCUUGUCGAUAAGAACUUGGAGUCUGCGGUUAAAUUUAUUGUCAGGAAGUUCCCUGCUGUUGAGACACGGAAUAAUAACCAACAGCUGGCUCAGCUGCAGAAGGAGAAGUCAGAGAUUCUGAAGAACCUGGCUCUCUACUAUUUUACCUUCGUAGAUGUCAUGGAAUUCAAGGACCACGUGUGUGAGCUGCUGAACACUAUCGACGCCUGCCAGGUCUUCUUUGAUAUUACGGUGAACUUUGACCUGACCAAGAACUACCUGGACCUGGUGGUGACUUACACUACUCUGAUGACAAUACUGUCUCGCAUAGAGGAGAGGAAAGCCAUCAUAGGACUGUACAACUACGCCCAUGAGAUGACACAUGGAGCCAGUGACCGGGAGUACCCCAGGCUGGGCCAGAUGAUCGUGGAUUACGAGAACCCUCUGAAGAAGCUGAUGGAGGAGUUUGUUCCACACGGAAAGUCCUUGUCAGAUGCGUUGAUCAGUCUUCAGAUGGUCUAUCCCAGGAGGAAUCUGUCCGCCGACCAGUGGAGGAACGCCCAGCUGCUCUCUCUCAUCUCUGCCCCCUCCACCAUGCUCAACCCUGCACAGUCAGACACUAUGCCAUGUGAAUACCUGUCACUGGAUGCAAUGGAGAAGUGGAUUGUUUUUGGUUUCAUCCUGUGUCAUUCGGUGCUGAACAGCGACGCAGCAGCUUUGUCUUUGUGGAAGCUGGCUCUGCAGAGCUCCACCUGCCUCUGUUUGUUCAGGGAUGAAGUCUUCCACAUCCACAAGGCUGCAGAGGACCUGUUUGUGAACAUUAGGGGGUACAACAAACGCAUUAAUGACAUCAGAGAGUGCAAGGAACAGGCCCUGUCUCAUGCAGGCUCAAUGCACAGAGAGAGACGCAAGUUUCUCCGAUCAGCUCUGAAGGAGCUGGCUACUGUUUUAGCUGAUCAGCCUGGACUGCUCGGUCCUAAGGCAUUGUUCGUGUUCAUGGCGUUGUCAUUUGCCCGUGACGAAAUCAUCUGGCUGCUUCGACACGCAGACAACAUCCAAAAGAAAAGCACAGACGACUUCAUAGACAAACACAUAGCAGAGUUGAUCUUCUACAUGGAGGAGCUCAGAGCUCACGUCAGGAAGUACGGUCCAGUGAUGCAGCGAUACUAUGUCCAGUACCUGUCCGGGUUCGAUGCUGUGGUACUGAAUGAACUCGUGCAGAACCUGUCUGUGUGUCCAGAGGAUGAGUCUAUAAUCAUGUCUUCAUUUGUCAACACUAUGACCUCUCUUAGUGUCAAACAAGUGGAGGAUGGAGAGGUGUUUGACUUCAGAGGCAUGAGACUGGACUGGUUCAGACUGCAGGCCUACACCAGCGUCUCUAAAGCCAGCCUUGGUAUCGCCGAUCACAAGGAGCUCGGUAAAAUGAUGAACACCAUCAUCUUCCAUACAAAGAUGGUGGACUCUCUGGUGGAAAUGCUUGUGGAGACGUCAGACCUGUCCAUUUUCUGCUUCUACAGCCGUGCGUUUGAAAAGAUGUUCCAGCAGUGUUUGGAGCUUCCCUCCCAGAGCCGACACUCCAUCUGCUUCCCUCUGCUCUGCACACACUUCAUGUCCUGCACACAUGAGCUCUGUCCUGAGGAGCGUCACCACAUAGGGGAUCGUAGCCUGUCGUUGUGUAACAUGUUUCUGGAUGAGAUGGCCAAACAGGCCAGAAACCUGAUCACUGACAUCUGCACUGAACAAUGUACACUCAGCGACCAGUUGCUUCCUAAGCACUGUGCGAAAACCAUCAGCCAGGCCGUGAACAAGAAGAGCAAGAAGGCGACGGGGAAGAAGGGAGAGCCGGAGAGAGAGAAACCAGGAGUGGAGAGCAUGAGGAAGAACAGACUACUGGUCACCAAUCUGGAUAAACUCCAUACAGCAUUAUCUGAACUCUGCUUCUCCAUCAACUAUGUUCCCAACCUGGCGGUGUGGGAGCACACGUUCACACCGAGAGAGUACCUCACCUCACACCUGGAGAUCAGAUUUACCAAGUCUAUAGUGGGGAUGACCAUGUACAACCAGGCUACUCAGGAGAUAGCCAAGCCCAGCGAGCUGCUGACCAGCGUCCGGGCCUACAUGACGGUGCUUCAGUCCAUAGAGAACUACGUCACUAUCGACAUCACCCGAGUCUUCAACAACGUCCUCCUGCAGCAGACGCAGCACCUGGACAGCCACGGGGAGCCCACCAUCACCAGUCUCUACACAAACUGGUAUCUGGAGACGUUGCUCCGUCAGGUCAGUAACGGACACAUCGCCUACUUCCCCGCCAUGAAGGCCUUCGUCAACCUGCCCACAGAGAACGAGCUGACUUUCAACGCUGAGGAAUACUCUGACAUCUCCGAGAUGCGUUCACUGUCUGAGCUGUUGGGGCCGUACGGUAUGAAGUUCCUCAGCGAGAGUCUGAUGUGGCACAUCUCAUCACAGGUCGCUGAGCUCAAGAAACUGGUGGUAGAAAACAUGGAGGUGUUGACCCAGAUGAGGACGAGCUUUGACAAACCCGACCACAUGGCUGCCCUCUUCAAGAAACUCACCUCAGUGGACAGUGUGUUGAAGAGAAUGACCAUCAUUGGAGUCAUCUUGUCCUUCCGCUCUCUGGCUCAGGAGGCUCUCAGAGAUGUCUUAUCCUGCCACAUCCCUUUCCUGGUCAGCUCAGUGGAGGAUUUCAAGGACCACAUUCCCAGAGAGACGGACAUGAAGGUGGCCAUGAAUGUCUACGAGCUGUCAUCAGCAGCAGGUUUACCCUGCGAGAUCGACCCGGCUCUGGUGGUGGCUCUGUCCUCGCAGAAAAGUGAUCAAUCUCUAAAGACUAUUUUUGCCCUCCCUCUGCAACCUGGGCCAAAGAGAAUUGGGGAGAACAUCAGUCCAGAGGAGGAGUAUAAGAUCGCCUGUCUGCUGAUGGUGUUUGUGGCGGUUUCUUUGCCGACGCUGGCCAGCAACGUGAUGUCACAGUACAGCCCCGCCAUAGAAGGCCACUGUAACAACAUCCACUGCCUGGCCAAAGCCAUCAACCAGAUCGCUGCUGCUCUCUUCACCAUCCACAAGGGGAGCAUAGAGGACCGCCUCAAGGAGUUCCUGGCUCUGGCCUCGUCCAGCCUGUUGAAGAUUGGACAGGAGACGGACAAGAUGACGACGCGCAACAGAGAAUCUGUCUACCUGCUGCUGGACAUGAUUGUGCAGGAGUCUCCCUUCCUCACCAUGGAUCUGCUGGAGUCCUGUUUCCCCUACGUCCUGCUGCGAAACGCCUACCACGCCGUCUACAAACAGAGCAUCAGUGCUAACGCAUAGACACACACUGAACACACAGCGAAGGCCUACCGUGCUGUCUACCAUCAGAGCGCCAGAGCUCGUAUAUAGAUGCAUACACAGCAACAAAAACACACUAACAGCAUACACUAAAUACAAACUAAACACACUAAACUAUGCCUACAAUGCCUCAACGCACUAUUCAGACAAAAAGCGUCAUUGUUUUGACACACUAAAGUUCACUCUAAAUGCAGAACAAAUACACUGAACGCCAAGAGAACAUACAGAAAUCAGUGCACACAAGAAAAACACUGAAAAUUAAAUAUGAACAGAAACAAAAACACAUACACAUGAGCUGGAUGAAGUUGGGGGAUCAGUGUCUUUAUUUUCAUCAUUGUACUUUUUCAUGAUGUUGCCAGGGACCAUAACCAUCGCAACACGUAAUAUACCAUAUGUUUGGUUGGUAUAAAAGAACAAAAAUAUAAAUAUAUAGUAUAUAUAUAGUUGACACUAAAAUAUUAUUAUUUUCUUUUUCUUUUUUCACUGAAAGAUUUGAGAUUUUUAGUGGCCAGCUGAUGACUUCUAUGUGGUGAUGGAUUUGGAUGCUUACUUUGGGAAUGCAAAUGAUGCUGAUGUGAUGUGGGUUUUUUUGCUUUUAUGGAGGAGGAUUCCUGUGUUGAUAAUGAAAGACAUGUUGCUUGUUAACGUAAGUUUACACUUAAAUACACACACUGACAGACAUACCGAGCAGAUACUCUACACACGCUAAUCUUUCAACAUUUCGUAGUAAACAUACAAAAACAAACAUUCUUGUAUAACAUGGUGAUGUUUUCUUUCUUUUUUCAAGCUAGUCGUGAGAACUUUUUGUGGGUAAAGAUAUAAUAUCUGUAUUCUACUUUGAUGUGAACUGAACUUGUCUGUUUUUAAUGUUUAUGUUUUGUUAUUUUUAUGAUGACGACAAUGAUGAUGAUGACGAUUUGCCAAAUGUGUUGACACUAAAAAAGAAAAAAAAGUUGUGUAUCAGGGCUUGGACGUGGUGGAGUGUUUGGGUAUUAAUGGGUGAAAUGCCAUUUUAAGUGUUUGGACAAAAACAAUCCGCCUGACUCUGCGGGUAACAAAAAAAAAAGGGUCACACAAGAACUUUUACAGUGGGAACAAACUUUUAAAAAGUACUGCAGUAAAAUUACGAUUAUAGGCGUGAAGCAGGCAUCCCAUCCUGCUGCCAGAGAUUCCUCAGCUGUUGUUAGUCAACUCUCUCUGAUUGAGGUCCAGUAGGUGCUGCUCUUUUUCUCCAACAGUGUAAAGUAGAAAAUUAAAAAGCCAGUGCAAAAUAUAAUUUAUAUGAUCUCUUGCAAAACACAGCAGCCUCUGGCUUCUAAAAUAACAAAACUUUCUUUAUUGAGGGAAUUUUUGCUUUUCUGUCUUUUCUUCUUUUUUUCUCUUUUUUUUUUUUUUUUUACAGUUGCAGUCUUGUAGUGCUGGCCACCAACAGGCCUUACUAAAGCAGCUGGGGUCCACCAUCGUACACUCUGUGGUUAGAUACAUGUCUUAACUUUUAACAGGAGUAAUUAAAGUAAAAUUUAACCUCCACAGAGAAAAACCCUAAUUGAUCUCACACCUGUGAAACAAAAACCUGGAGCUGCAAUAAGACAAAAAUAAAUGUAUAUAUAUAUAUAUAUAUACACUCUUGGUGAUGCUUUCACUGGAUUUUAGUUUCAAUUGCAGUUGAAAGGGAAACUCUCCAUAUGAGCAGUUACAUUUUCGCGAUGGUUGUACGGGACCUUUUAGGACAGACGGCCUCCAGACAGACGGACGACUUUUACAAAGUGCAGUCUGAUUUAUUUUUUAUCUUUUCUCUCAGUCAAGGCAUGGCAAGGGCUACAUAUAGAGACACAAACCAUGCUCCCUUUAUGCCAGCCCGCUGCUAAUGUUUUACUAACACCAGGGCUCUGUCUAAAAGCUCAUAGUGCAUACUAUUCAAGACUACACCCUUACUUAGGACUGUCAAAAUCUGGAAGCAGCAUUUACAGUAUGUAGCAGGAAUACACUUAAAUCUAGUAAAUGAUAUGUGUGCACUUUACAGUAGAUUACAUGUCUUUAUUUCUACUGUAUGUGUAGUCGGUAGUAUGCAUUAUAAGCAUGUAAGGACAGAUCCAUGGCCUCAUUCUGCCAUUUGAUGUGGAAUGGUUGCUGUUUUUUCUUUCUAACCUUUUUUUUGUGUCUGAUUCCACCGUGUAACUUAAAUGACAUGAAUAAAAUAAACUUUAGGGCUGUGUCAGACCUGA
Centropristis striata (black sea bass) is the source of this 5894-nucleotide messenger RNA. RefSeq names its product NCK-associated protein 1 (gene nckap1). The record is from RefSeq and is a predicted model, not a curated record. Gene Ontology annotation, cellular component: SCAR complex. Lineage: Eukaryota; Metazoa; Chordata; Actinopteri; Perciformes; Serranidae. Bases 187 to 3651 code for a protein of 1154 amino acids. The transcript has 33 exons. Gene Ontology annotation, biological process: cortical actin cytoskeleton organization; neuron projection morphogenesis; cell morphogenesis.